AUGUGGGGUGAAGGUUACAGGAUGACCGUCACAUGCUGCAUUCCAAGGUAUAAGUUCGCGGAGGAUGAGGAGUCCAUGCGGCAGAAGGUGCGCGUCAUCCUGAAGGGUGCCGAGAAAGCCGGCUGCGAUGCCUGCGUCCUCUCAGCCUUCGGCUGUGGUGCCUUCGGAAAUCCACCAGAGGAGGUCGCUCGAUUGUUCAGCGAGGAGAUCGCAACGGUGAAGCUGCAAAAGGUGUGCUUUUGCAUCUUCAACGAUCACAAUGCUGGCCGAGCGCAUAACCCUGAAGGCAACUACUUCCCCUUCAAGAAAGCUUUUGAACAUGACGUGGGCAAUGCGAGCGGCUACGGCAGUUGA
Messenger RNA from Symbiodinium sp. CCMP2456, 354 nucleotides. NCBI's taxonomy places the organism in Eukaryota, Dinophyceae, Suessiales, Symbiodiniaceae. The record is from the annotation of a GenBank genome assembly.